Molecule: messenger RNA, 1464 nt
Organism: Dentiscutata erythropus
Lineage: Eukaryota; Fungi; Glomeromycota; Glomeromycetes; Diversisporales; Gigasporaceae
Source: the annotation of a GenBank genome assembly
AUGUCUCAAGAGGAAGAGAAGCUUAUAAAUGAUCCUAUCCAUGGAUAUAUGACAUUUAAAAAGUGGGCAGUAGAAUUUAUAGAUACAAAGGCAUUCCAAAGAUUGCGAGAUAUUAAGCAAUUAGGCGCUAGUUAUUUUGUUUUUCCAGGCGCUUGUCACAAUCGUUUUGAACACAGUUUAGGUAAAAAUAAGAUACAUUCAUUUUAUAGUACAGAAAUGAAAAAACUAAAAGGUAAAAUCGUUCUAGGAACUGCACACCUUGCUUAUACCUUAACCAAAAAAUUACUUGAGCAACCAGGUGUUGAAAGAGUUGAAAAAGACCUUGAAUGUGUAACUUUGGCUGCCUUGUGUCACGAUUUGGGACACGGACCAUUUAGCCAUGUGUUUGAUAACGAUGUUAUUCCAGGAUUAGGACUUGAUAUUGAAUGGAAGCAUGAAAAGGGAUCCGAAAUGAUGUUCGAUUAUCUUUAUGAUAAUAUGGAAUUGCAUUCUAUUGAUUUAAACGAAAAUGAUUUGAAAUUUAUUAAGGGUCUUAUUAAAGGUGAUCGAACUGAAAGAUCCCCGUACCUAUUUGAUAUUGUCUCCAAUAAACGAAAUUCUGUUGACGUUGAUAAAUUUGAUUAUCUCGCACGAGAUUGUUAUUAUUUGGGAAUGAAAUCAUUAUUUGAUUCUCCACGAUUAAUGAGACUUUCUUACGUUACUGAAGAUCAAAUAGUUUACCAUCAUAAGGAAAGCAUUAACAUUUAUGAAAUGUUCCACACGCGAUAUUCUUUGCACAAGAGAAUAUAUAAUCAUCGCGUUACCAGAGCAAUUAAUUUUAUGAUAAGAGACGCACUUGUAGAAGCAAAUUCAGUAUACCAAUUUCAAAAAAUAAUCAAUGUUCCUGAAGAAUAUAUCAAAUUGAAUGAUUCUAUUUUAUAUAAAAUAGAAUAUCCAGAUACAGAUAGAGAGGAAUUGAAAAAAUCACAAGAAAUCAUUGAGCGAAUUAGGAAGAGGAAAUUAUACAAGUUUGUUAACGAGUGCUUAGUUCCACAAGAUAAGAAAGAAGACCUUGCUAAAAAAGAUCUCGAGUUUGAAAUUGCUAGCCAUCGCAGAGGUAAUGAUAUAUCUUUGAGUAAGGAAGAUAUAAUAGUUGAUUGGCAAGAUUUGAAUUAUGCAAAAGGAGAAAAGAAUCCUGUGGAACACAUUAAAUUUUACAAUAAAGAUCCUAAUAAGAUAUUUAGCCUUAAGCCUGAGAGGAUUAGCUAUCUUUUUCCUAAACAAUAUGAAGAAACGAUUGUUCGCAUAUUUGCACGUGAUCCAGAAAAGGAUGGGCCAAUUCAAAAUGCUUUUCAGGUAUUUGCAAAAGCUAAUGGUCUAAGCAUAAAUGAAGGAUUUUCACCUGACGAAGAUACAGACUUUAUGGAUAUCAACCUGAGGGGUUGUAGUCAAGAUGAUAAAAUCAAGUCUUCUAACGUGCCAUAA